Molecule: messenger RNA, 2814 nt
Organism: Armigeres subalbatus
Lineage: Eukaryota; Metazoa; Arthropoda; Insecta; Diptera; Culicidae
Gene: Moca-cyp
Product: peptidyl-prolyl cis-trans isomerase G
Exons: 10
Coding region: 196-2640 (814 amino acids)
Biological process (GO): protein peptidyl-prolyl isomerization
Molecular function (GO): peptidyl-prolyl cis-trans isomerase activity
Source: RefSeq, a predicted model, not a curated record
AAUAAAAAUAAGUUGACAUCGCGGUGUUUAUAAAAUUGUGGGUCCGGAUUAUUUUCUAUAAAAAUCGUGCAAUUUUGUGUAUUUUUUAUAAAUUUAAUUGCUCAAUUCAAUUUUCAUUGAAAGCUAAAGAGUCUCCUCUUAAAUGUACGCAACGUAUUUCGUAUUUUAGAGAGAUUUCGGAGCGAAGACACCAUAAUGACCGUCGAUUCGGAAAUCGGCGCCGGAACCGGGCAAGCCAAAAUCCGAUGCUUUUUCGACGUUACUCUCGGUGGGCUACCCGCCGGUCGUAUCGUGUUCGAACUACAUCCGGAUAUUGCACCAAAAUCUUGCGAAAACUUCCGCGCCUUAUGUUCCGGGGAAAAGGGCAUUGGCCAGAAGACGGGAAAGCCGCUGCACUACAAGGGAAUAAUAUUUCAUAGAGUUGUGAAGGACUUUAUGAUUCAAUCGGGAGAUUUCUCGAAUGGUAAUGGAACUGGUGGUGAAUCGAUUUACGGAGGGACCUUUGAUGAUGAAGCUUUUACUUUAAAGCAUGACAAACCGUUUUUGCUUUCCAUGGCAAACCGUGGAAAGAAUACAAACGGUUCGCAGUUUUUCAUUACAACGCAACCUGCACCCCAUCUUGAUAACGUUCAUGUUGUCUUCGGACACGUCGUUUCCGGUCAUGAUUUAGUACGGCAGCUGGAACAGUUGCCGGUCGAUAGAAACUCUCGUCCGCUGCAGGAUGCCAUCGUUGCCAACUGUGGCGAGUUGGUGCGUCAGGUGAAAGAGAAGAAAGAAAAGAAGAAAAAGAAGUCUAAAUCGGGAACAAGUGAUGAUUCAGAAGCAGAAGGAUCAAAGAAACGAAAGAAGGAGAAAAAGAAAAAGAAGGACAAAAAAUCAAAGAGUGAAAAAGAAGAUAAAAAUGGAAGCAAUCUAGAAGAAGGGGAAUUGAAAGACGAUGCUGAGGCCCAUCCGAUGACAACGGUGACCAAGAUUGAUCCAAAUGAAAUACCCGAGGUAUCGAAUAAAUAUUUGAUGCGCGGUGAUGGUCGCAAGCGUCAAAACGAGGAUAAGAGCGAUGAUGACGAGGAUGAUGACAGGGGACGAGGCAGGAGACGAGAGCGAGAGCGGUCUCGCGAUCAGCGUGCAUUCGGUUGGUCCAAGAAGCGUGUACCUAUUUCAAAAAGUGGGCGUGCUAUCAAGGGUCGUGGCAAUUUUCGUUAUCGCACCCCAUCGCGGUCCCGAUCAAGAUCGCGAAGCUUCACUCCUAUUCACUGGAAGAUUGCGCAAAAGAGAACGAUAAAGAUGACGGAUCUGGAGAAAAUCGAGGAUGAAAAGCGUCAGCGGGAAGGGGAGAUCAAGCGUCGCGAAAACGAACGCAAAAAACGCCACGAGGAAAUGGCUAAGGAUUCCGCGAAGAAAUCCUUCUUCGAGUUGACACAGGAGAAGGAUCAGCCAGCGAAAAUCAGUGACAAUCGUAGCGAUGAUGGCAGUAACGAUGGGAAGAAAAGUGAAUCCGAAAAACCCAUCGAUAUGAAUGCACUGGAUUACGAACAUCAGGGUGCGUAUUCCGACGAUGACGCAACAAAGAAUCCACGCAAUGAGACGAUCGCUAGAGCUUUUGGGUUGGACACCAAAAAGACCAAGCAAGGUGAACUAGAAAGCAAUGAAAAAGUAAUCGAAAAUUCAAAUAAACCUGCAAGCAAUGAAGAUGAAUCUGACAAAAACCGUGAGUACAAGAAGGAUAAGAAAGAUCGAUCUCGCGAAAGAAAAAAAGAAGAUCGAAAGCGAGAUAGCUCUAGAAGUCGUUCGAGGGAUCGCGCUCGAGACGCAUCCAGAAGUCGCUCCAGAGAUAGACGUCGCUCAUAUAGAGAUCGUUCGCCAGUGCCAUUUCGCCGAGGGGGAGGGCGGCAAUUUGUAGGCCGUUGGAACCAAAGACGUGGAUUCUUUUCGCCUCGCGGACGUGGUGGCAGAUUCGAUCGUAAUCGACGUUCGCGAAGCUAUGAUCGCAGACGAUCCUCCGGUCGUAACCGGCGUGAUCGAUCACGCUCGCGAAGCUACGACCGUAGAAGCAGAUCCCGCUCAAAUUCCCGUCGCCGAGAUAGACGCCGUAGCAGCGAUUCUCGCUCACGAUCGCGCUCCAAGAAAUCCGAACGGAAUUCAUCCCCAGAGCCACAGCGUUUGAAAUCACCACAGUCCAAUGUUCCGCAGGUGAAACAAGAAACCAACGAAGAAGAAAAGGCUCGUUUGCAGAAGGAGAAAAUGCUGAAGCGCGCCGAAACUCUUCUUCUGCUGAAAAAUCAUAUGGAGAAGGAAAUCGAGGAGCAACGGAAGGCACGAGAGAAGCAAAAGCAAAAAGAGGAACAGGAAAAACUUGAAGCAGCACUGGAGAUAGCACAGCUGGAAAAACUGAAAAAGGAAACCAUUGAAAAACUGCAAGCGCACGACAGCAUGAAGCUGGUCGCAGCUCACAAAAUUCUGGAAACGGUAGUGUCCACGGUGAAGGCCAAAAGCUCCACUGGCACAAGCAAGAAGAAGCAACGGCGCAGGAGCACCUCAUCGAGUUCGUCAUCUUCUUCGUCCAGUGGCGAUAAAUCGCGCAAGAAGAAACGCGACAAGAAAAAGAAAUCACGCCGCCGUUCAUCGUCAUCAUCGGAUUAAUCGGGAAAUCAACGAGGCACCGUUUCUGUAAGUACAUACUGUGCGUAUUUGUGGUAGCAUUUCGAGAGUAUUGCUUUUUCCUAUGCCUAGCGUUUAUUUCAGACAUAGGAUAAUUACUAUCCUUACUAUUUGAUUCGAUUCAAUACAGUCUCUGCUGACCUUGUCUAUGGUGAA